Molecule: messenger RNA, 411 nt
Organism: Jatropha curcas
Lineage: Eukaryota; Viridiplantae; Streptophyta; Magnoliopsida; Malpighiales; Euphorbiaceae
Source: RefSeq, a predicted model, not a curated record
AUGGUUGGUUCUUUGCUGUAUUUAUCUGUAACAAGACCAGAUAUCAUGUUUGCAAAAAAUUUACCGUCGAGAUUCAUGAAUUCUCCAACUGAAAACCAUCUUACAGCAGCCAAACGAGUUCUGAGAUAUGUGCGAGGGACUGCUGAAUUUGGUUUGUUUUAUAGAAGAUUAAAUGGUGUGAAGUUGUUGGGGUUCUCAGACAGUGAUUGGGCUGGUUUAUUGGAUGAUAUGAAGAGCACUACUGGUUUUUGUUUUUCACUUGGUUCUGCUGUCAUUUGCUGGGGAACAAGAAAGCAAGUUUCAGUUGCUCAAUCAACUACAGAAGCAGAGUAUGUUGCAGCAGCUAAAUCAAGCUAUUUAGUUGAGAAAGGUGUUAGUGGAUCUGAAUUUUCAGCAAGAAAAUCCAACUAA